GAGCACAGUCCCUGACAUCACACAGCUGUAGAGAUGGAUAAGCAAAGAGUAAUCUACUCUGAAAUGAAUCUGGCCAAAAACCCAAAGAGGCAGCAAAGGAAACCUAAUGGCAAUAAAAGCUCCAUUCCAGAAACUCAACAGGAAAUAAUCUAUGUUGAAUUAAACCUUCAUAAUGCUGCUCAGGAUCUUCGAGGGGAUGACACAUCUUACCACUGCAAAGAUUUACUAUUACCUCCAGAGAAGCUCAUUUCUGGGAUCCUGGGAAUCAUCUGUCUUGUCUUAAUGUUCAUGGUAGCAGGUGUUCUCAUUGCCUCUAUGGUAAAAGAGACGCAGAACAAUUCUCUCCAGACUAUGGGAACUCAGAAAGCAUAUCACUGUGGUCGUUGUCCAGAAGAGUGGUUCACAUAUUCCACCAAUUGUUAUUACAUUGGUAAGGAACUGAAAACUUGGGAUGAGAGUGUGACAGCCUGUGCUUCUAACAACUCUAAUCUGUUUUAUGUAGAGAAUGAAGAAGAAAUGAAAUUUCUGGGCUCCCUGUCACUUCUGUCAUGGACUGGAGUCUCUCGUAAAAGCCGUGGUCAUCCAUGGGUGUCAUUACGUGGCUCAACUUUCAAACUUAAUAUAACAGAAACAGAAUAUGCUAAACGUAACUGUGCUAUGCUAUACAAAUAUAGACUUCAAUCAGAUGAAUGUGGAUCUUCAAAACCAUAUAUUUGUAAGCACAAGUUUUAGAAGUAAACCACCCGAGUUUGGA
Messenger RNA from Lemur catta (Ring-tailed lemur), 754 nucleotides. Its product is annotated as NKG2-A/NKG2-B type II integral membrane protein-like. The transcript is spliced from 6 exons. Gene Ontology annotation, biological process: positive regulation of natural killer cell mediated cytotoxicity; stimulatory C-type lectin receptor signaling pathway. The record is from RefSeq and is a predicted model, not a curated record. The coding region runs from base 34 to 732 and encodes 232 amino acids. Lineage: Eukaryota; Metazoa; Chordata; Mammalia; Primates; Lemuridae.